CGUCGAAAUAACAGGAAGUGUGUAUGUGUGUUUCUUUCCUGUCGCUGUUGUAAGAGAUUAAAGCUAAACGACAACAACAACGUCAACAGUGACAGAUUUGACUUUAUAAUUAAUCCGAUUAUCGACAUGUAUUGAUGUAUUCGGCCUCUCGAUUAUGUUUGCUGACGGUUCUUCGGCGUCGCUGUCGGUGACAAAACGACGCCCGCGGACCAAACAUUAGCUAAAAAAUAGCAACAUCAACAACAGCAGCAGCAGCAGCAGAAGAAGAAGAAGAAAGCCGAGUAGUAUGCUGGACGUGGGGAAGUGGCCAGUGUUUGCACUUCUUCCUCCCGAGGAGCUACGGUUAAUCCGACAGGCCUGUGUCUUUGGCAGUGCCGCAAACGAAGCCCUGUAUGUCACAGUCAACGAUGAGGUCUUUGCAUUGGGCACAAACUGCAGCGGCUGUUUAGGGCUGGGUGAUCUUCAAAGCACGAUUGAGCCGCGCAGGAUUGAUGUCCUGUGUGGAAAGAAGAUUGUGUCCCUGAGCUACGGAACAGGACCACAUGUGGUUAUCGCUACUGCAGAGGGAGAGGUGUUUGCUUGGGGCCACAACGGCUACAGCCAACUGGGAAAUGGGACUACCAACCACGGACUGACCCCUGCCCUGGUUUCCACCAACCUGCUCAGCAAGAGAGUGACGGAGGUCGCCUGUGGCUCCCACCACACCAUCGCCCUCACAACCGACGGAGAGGUGUACGCGUGGGGCUACAACAACUCAGGCCAAGUGGGCUCGGGGUCCACUGCCAACCAGCCGACACCGCGUCGUGUCAGCAGCUGCCUGCAGAGCAAAGUGGUGGUCAACGUCGCCUGCGGUCAGCUCUGCUCCAUGGCCGUCCUGGACAAUGGAGAGAUCUAUGGUUGGGGCUACAACUGCAAUGGACAGCUCGGUUUGGGCAACAAUGGGAAUCAGCAGACACCGUGCAGGCUCGCGGCUCUCCAGGGCAUCAACAUUGUCCAGGUUGCCUGUGGAUAUGCUCAUACACUGGCACUCACAGAUGAGGGAGUUGUUUACGCCUGGGGGGCAAACUCGUAUGGGCAGCUAGGAACAGGAAACAAGAGUAACCUAGCGUCCCCCACUCAAAUAAACACAGACAAAGAGAGGAUGGUGGAGGUGGCCGCGUUUCACACCAGCCACACGUCCGCCGCCAAGACUCAGAGUGGACAGGUUCUGAUGUGGGGCCAGUGUCGAGGUCAGGCUGUGGCCAGUCCCCACGUCACACACUUCAGCAGCACGGACGACGUGUUUGCGUGUUUCGCCACACCUUCAGUGACGUGGCACCUCCUGUCAGUGGAUGGCGACGACUACCUGACUGUGGCUCAGUCUUUGAAGAAGGAGUUCGAUAGUCCAGAGAUUUCAGACCUGAAGUUCCUGGUUGACGGGAAGUUUAUCCACGUCCACAAAGCCCUGCUCAAAAUCCGGUGUGAACAUUUCCGUGCACUUCUGAACGAAACAGACGAGGACGCUAUAGAAAUCCACCAGUUCUCAUAUCUGGUGUACAGAGCUUUUCUGGAGUAUCUCUACACAGACACAAUUAACCUGCCACCAGAGGACGCUAUUGGGCUGUUAGAUUUGGCCACAUUCUACCGGGAGACGAGGCUGAAGAGGUUGUGCCAGGAGACGAUCAAGAGAGGCAUCUCCGAGGAGAACGCCAUCACUCUGCUGUCCGCCGCGGUCAAGUAUGAGGCGCGGGACCUGGAGGAGUUCUGCUUCAAGUUUUGCGUCAACCACCUCACGGCCGUCACGCAGACCCAGGCCUUUGCAGACAUGGACCACGACCUGCUCAAGAACUUCAUUAGCAAAGCCAGUCGCUACGGGGCCUUCAAAAACUGACUAGAAAGCCCCCGCGGUGACAAGUGUGAGGUCCUGAGUGUCGACCCGAGACCAAAGUAAACACAAGGCCUGUCACGACUUCAAAGCCUUGACACUUGGGAUGUAAACAGUGGAGAAGCCGACUGGUUUCAGGUUUCACCCUCUAAGAGAAGACGCCUCGGUGUUGCUGCCCUAACCUCGCACAAACACACCGGUUCCUUGAUGGGUUUAAUAAAUAUUUACUCUUCCACUCAGUCACAAGCUGACAGUCAGUACGUUUCCAUGCCCACUUAAGUUGAACCAAGGUUGUAUCUUAAACAACCGGUUUCAUUGCUGCACCGUCUUUGUCCCAGUGCACAGCACGAGCGAUGAGUCGGAAGUGCGGCCGCCUCCUCUGCACUAGGUGGCGAUAGCCCCCGUUUCAGCCCGUUUUGUAUCAGGUGUUUUCGGGGUGACAGAGUAGAGGUGGGCAAUAUGGGCACAAAAAAAAAAUCUCAGUAUUGUUUUUUUUUUGGGAUUUUGAUGAUAACGAUUAUAUCAAUGGACGUAAUGUUUCAGGAAAACAUUUUCUUUUAAGUUUAGCAUUUUAAGUGAAAAUUCAAAGACUUAUUAUAAUUGAACUACAGUGUAGAAACAUGUGAUCUCUGCUGCACACAUUCAGGGAACAUGUGGACUUUCAGUGCGUGUUUCAUCAGUUUUUGUGAAGUCAUUUACAUACUCAAUAAUUUAAAUUUGCGUAUCUUUAAAACGACAACAAUCCCAACAUUGUUGUGGACGAUAUGUCUUGCCCACCUCUAUGACAGUGCUGAAAUUCUGUCUCCUUGUCAGUCCAAAAACACACAGACCACGUUUCUCUCGCUGUUGUUUGCUUCUUUUGUGCAUCAUCCUCUUUAAUUUUACGGGUCAAGGCCCUGGAGCGGAAAGUUUGGGACAUGUGCACAGUAUCUAGGAUAUCUAGGCCAGUUUAGAUCCAGCAGAACGUACAGUACAACUAAACGACUGUGACUGGACUCACAACCACGUUAUCUCAGCGUGUUAGUCAAAGUCAAUUUUCCUUGAACGCCAUGUAAAUGCACCGUCUGUAGACGCGCGGCUCUGCCGCAGGUGUCAUCUCGAAACCAGAAAGCACUGCACGCUUGACUGCAUUCAUUUUAGAGCACUGCCCCUUUAGAGGGAUAUUGUAGGUUUCUUUUGAAGUGUGGUUCCAUGAAGUACAGACAUUUAAGCCGGCUCUUUCACACUAAAACUAUCCUGAGUGAACUGUGAGGGAAAUUUGACGUCACAAAUGCACCGCAAACAAAACAAGACAACGUAGCUCAGUCAAUCUGUCACCAUCGUUUCUAUUUUAUAUCUUUUUUUACUUCUGUCCACAGUUGUAACAGGUCAGAUGAAAAACAUUAACAUUGCUGCCAAAAGUUAAGUAUGACUAAGUAUUAGUCUCUUCAUUUGAGUUCCCUUGAAUGUAAAAUUUGCUCACAUUGCAGAGUGAACACCAAUUAAACACGCUCACAUUUAAGUGAGUGGGAUUGGGGUAAUAGUCAGUAACUAGCUGCCCUUUGCACACCCACAGUAACAAGAAUGUGCCUGUUUACGUCUACGAUAUUUUAGGACUGUCUUAUCGGUUUUAUCUCACCAUUAGACAGUCUUUUCUAGCCAAGUCCAUAGAGAAAAUCUGCAUUUUUAAGCUCCUCGGGACACAGCAGCCCCUGGUUAACUGCUGCCCCCUUUGGUUAGUUUAUGUUACUUAGGCAAAGCUGAACAUAUUACGUUAUGCACUGAAAACACAACAUAAUGUAUUUGAAGUUACAGAUGGAGGCAAUAGUGGGUUAAAAACUCAUGUGUACUGUGUUAUAAAAUUGCUGAUUUUCUCUAUAGACGUUGGUUCGGGAGAGUGAGAGGUUUACAAACCUCAGUUCACGACCAGAAAAACAGCUUCAACUGCACGGACACAUAUCAAUCAUGUUCUUAAGAUACCGUAGACUCAAACAGGCAUAGAUUUAAUCAGAUUUUGUAGCUAAAAAUGUGUUUUUUCCUUCUGUCCCUGCUGCCAGGUUUAGUGUGAGAGUGACUGUCUGGUUCACCAACAUCCACACUUCAAUAAACCUAGACCCUAAUUGCUUUUCUUUUAAGGGAAGCCUUGAUUCUCAAACAGUGUAGAGAAUAUAGAAGUAUUUAUUGAAUUAAAAACAAGCAAGCUCUUUGUCUGUCCGACAAACAGCAACUUAUUACUUCUGAACAAUUAUAGUUUUGUGUUUUUUUUAUCCGAUCAGUGAUAAUGUCUGUUUUCUUGUGUACUGUCAGUGGUAAAGUUUUGCCAUUGUGUUUAUAGUUGGUCACCUGGGUUAGGGUUUUAGGGUGCCAUCCAAAGUUAUGCUGAUCUUUGUUCUGAUUCACAUUUGCACUGUUGUGGUGAAGAUGGGCUACAUCCACACUAAUCUGUUUUUGUUUAAAAAUGCAUAAAUUCUGCUCCAGUUUUGUCAGACAUCCACACGACCCCUGGCAUUUUCAAGCCCUGAAAAUGGAGACGUUUGAAAAUGACGACGCACUACACUGAGUUCAACUAUCAGCUGUGAAAGAAGGACUUGGUUUCACAAAACACUAUUUUUAAAUGAAAACGCAGCAGCAGUGUGGAUGUAGCCUCAGGUGCUGUUACAUCUGUUACGUUUUAUAAACCCACUUCAUGUUUACUUGAGUUCCGAUUUCAACCCACUCUGUUCAGGUGGAAACAGUUACCUACACUUGUUCUCUGACUCCUGUGAAGCUCGUCAAUCACGUGUCACUGCAGUUUGUUAUGUUUACAAAAAGUCGGCAGGCAAACUUUGUUCAUAAACAAGUGUUUCUCUAUAUUUCUUCCCCUUGUCGUGAUUUAAAAACACUAGCUUAGUGGAAAAUGCCAACUGUGAUAAAAGUAGCCUGUACGUCAUAUUAUAGGGUCACAAGUUCACGCAGUUCAAUUCGUAAACGUUUACUUUAACAAGCAAAUUAUUUUAAUUAUUAUUUUUUUAUAUACAUAUUUGUUUUGAUAAUAUAAUUUGUAUGACUAAUGCUGUAUGCUGCUCAGAGUGGCACUAAUGGUGAAAUGUAUUAAAAUGAAUGAAA
Solea solea (common sole) is the source of this 4948-nucleotide messenger RNA. It is a transcript of the gene rcbtb2, whose product is annotated as regulator of chromosome condensation (RCC1) and BTB (POZ) domain containing protein 2. The transcript is spliced from 12 exons. NCBI's taxonomy places the organism in Eukaryota, Metazoa, Chordata, Actinopteri, Pleuronectiformes, Soleidae. The record is from RefSeq and is a predicted model, not a curated record. Gene Ontology annotation, molecular function: protein binding. Bases 287 to 1870 code for a protein of 527 amino acids.